GUAAGAGUUUAAAGUUUCCAGCUUUGUUUGUGUGUAUAGAAACUGAGGAAACUUUAUAAUAAGUGUUAGUUGAUGUUCUAGGCAAAGCUGGUGCAGAUGUCACUCUUGCUUAUGUAGAGCUGCUGAAGCUAGAGGUUUAAGUAUACUCGGUGACUAGAUUGCUUGCUGAUGUCUUAAUCUUGAAAUGUGUUGAACAAGUCUUUGAUUCUAGUGGCUUUGCCUUUAAGUUCCUUUUUUUUUUUGGAAUUAGACAGUACAAACAAGUCUUCUUCUGAUGUUCUGCUUUCGGUUGAUUUGUUAACUGGUUCUCUAUCGUUGUCAUGGGCUGAUCUGAAAUGAAAUUUGUGAAGGGAGGCAUGAGCAAACGCUGUACACGAUAUUGAAUCCUAUUGCAGCUGUAUACCCUUCAGACACCGACGGGCCUAUAAGUGACCAAAUGAUCAAAGACGUGGAAGUUGUUAUAGAAUGGAAACUUGAUUACAAAGUGUAGGGCUCGCAACUGUUACCAACUUUUCCUUAGCUAUACUUGUUAGCAAGCUGUUUGGACAUGGUCGAACAAGAAGCGUUUCAGAAGACCGUGUGCAAGACCAUCGAGGGGCUGUGAAGAAGGCAUCUUGAUCUAGAUAGAAAAUUAGAAGAUGUAUCCACAGUUGAUCUGAAACCAAAAAUCGUGUGUUCAACGUUUUGUAUCAAACCAUCUUAACUAUAGAUUACUCUGUUCUGUAUCUGAUUUUGUGUACCUAGUUGGAGAUUACAUAUAAUGAUUAUAAAUUUAUGUUUCCAUCAACCUUUUUUUGAAACACUUUUUUUUUCGAAAUACAUGUUUCCAUCAACCUAUUCAUUCUAUUUAGUGUUUGUACUUACUAAAAUAUUGAUAAAUAGUAUCAGAUUUGAACAUACUUUUAGAGUAUGUACUUAUUUAUGUAUUUAUCUCAUUUAUCUAUGUGUAACCUUAAUUGUUGAAGCCAGUAAAUGAAGAUUGAGUUUUUUUUUACCAAGAGUUAAUCAAAUUCAUAAGGCCAAUUCUCCUAAAUAGACUAUUUUCAAGUUUUGAUGACAAAAAUAGACCACAAGGCCAGUUCUCUAUUCAUAAAAUAUAUUGAUUAAUUUAUGAAAGAAAGAAAUAAAUAUAUUUUAUGGUGGUUGAUUGAUUGAUUGCAUUGGAAUUAUCAUAAAACUAUCUAGAUAGUGAUUAGAAUUUAUCAUUUGAUUAUUUUAAUUUAUUUGUCUCAGAUCUCAUAAUCUUAUAAGAUUAAUAAUUAUAAAUAAAAUCAAAAUUUACAAGUGUAUAAACACGGUCUCUUUUUUGUAAUAAAUAUCAUAAGAAAAAAAGUAAACUCAUCAAUGGAAACUAAACUUUUUAUAUAUAUAUGAUAAUAAUAAAGUUUCCAGAUUUUUAUUUCCUUAAAAUUCUCCAUUGAUAGUUUACUUUUAUUUUGAAAUAUAAAAUAUCGAUUAUUAUUUGUUCUUCACCGCCUUAUGCAAAUAUAAAAACAUAUCUCACACCAUCUAUUCUCAAACCUCUCUCAUACAUCUCUCAGACCUACCUAGUACUAACGAUCUUAAAUUAGGGUUUUACUCUUUAUCUUACAUACAUGUCUAGACAAAACGUCAAGCCUAUGACCAUGGAUCAAGGAUCUGACCUCAUUGACGCGGCUGUUACCAAGCUCAAACGGAUUCUUGAAGGAAAGCCUGAACCAGCCUCUGAGUCUCACGAAUAUGUUAGAAACUACACUGCAGUUUACAAUAUGUGCACCCAGAAACCACCUGACGAUUUGUCUCAACAGCUUUAUGAUAAGUAUGGUGGCAUCUUUGAAGAUUAUGACAAGCAUACGGUGCUGCCCUCUAUCAUGGAGAAGCAUGAUGAAUACAUGCUAAGAGAGCUUUCUCGGAUGUGGGAUAUUCAUAAGGAUAUGGUUAGGUGGCUAUCUCGCUUUUUCUUCUAUCUUGACCGUUACUUCAUUACACGGAGAAGCCUUCCAAGCCUAACUGAAGUUGGCAUGACUUGUUUCCGCGACCAUGUUUACAAUAACGUUCACUUCAAUGUCAAACAAGUUAUUAUAGCAUUGAUUCAUAAAGAGCGAGAAGGCCAACAGAUUGAUAGUGCACUACUGAAGAACAUAUUAGAUCUCUUUGUUCAGAAUGGGAUGGGAAGUAUGGAGAGAUAUGAAGACGAUUUUGAGAUGUUCUUUCUCCAAGAAACAGCUUUUUACUAUUCCCGCAGAUCCUCAAGCUGGAUCCUAGAGGAUUCUUGCCCUGAAUACAUGAUAAAGUCUGAGGAGGCUUUAAAGAAGGAGAAGGAGAGAGUCAAUCACUACCUUCAUUCAACCACCGAACCUAAACUAGUUGAGAUUGUGCAAACCCAUCUAUUGGUUUUGGUUGCAAAACCGCUUCUAGAAAAGGAGAGCUCAGGUAUCAGUGCACUGCUAAGAGAUGACAAGAUGGAUGAUCUCUCUAGGAUGUACAGGCUCUACCAUGCAAUCCCCAAAGGUUUGGAACCUGUUGCGGAAGCCUUUAGGCUUCAUGUUACUUCAGAAGGUAACGCUCUUAUCAAACAAGCCGAAGACGCAGCUACUAGUGGUAGCGUGGAGGAACAGGUGCUUGUCAGAAAGAUAAUUGACUUGCACGAUAAGUACAUGGCCUAUGUCACAGACUGUUUUCAGAACCACACACUCUUCCAUAAGGCGUUGAAAGAAGCCUUUGAAAUCUUUUGUAACAAGAAAGUGACUGGAAGCUCAAGUGCAGAGUUACUUGCAACGUUAAGUUUGCUUGAUUAAGCAGGGGCGGAUCUACUUAUAUCUAAGGUGGGGCACAUGCCCCAUACUUAACUU
Molecule: messenger RNA, 2831 nt
Organism: Brassica napus (rape)
Lineage: Eukaryota; Viridiplantae; Streptophyta; Magnoliopsida; Brassicales; Brassicaceae
Product: cullin-1
Exons: 3
Coding region: 1596-2777 (393 amino acids)
Biological process (GO): protein ubiquitination; ubiquitin-dependent protein catabolic process
Cellular component (GO): cullin-RING ubiquitin ligase complex
Molecular function (GO): ubiquitin protein ligase binding
Source: RefSeq, a predicted model, not a curated record